This is a messenger RNA of Notodromas monacha, 858 nucleotides long. The record is from the annotation of a GenBank genome assembly. Lineage: Eukaryota; Metazoa; Arthropoda; Ostracoda; Podocopida; Cyprididae.
GUGUUUCAGGCGGACACGUUUCUGGCAGCUGUAAAAAAUUCGAGCUCCCGUUUGUUUCUCGCGUGGUUCGUGGAAACUGCCAUGUUCUCGAUUUUCAUUGACAAUCGAGUUUUGUCUGCAGAGAGACACGACAACGAUUUGUUUGAUUAUCGAGCAUUGGAGCACCAAAGUGACGGCAGCGGAAAAAACAUCUUCAAAACCAUGAAGCAUUUUGGAAAAACAGUGAAAACACUGAGUGAUAAAUGGAAGGAUUGGAAAGCAACGACAGCAUCAACUGCAACUUCGACUUGAACAGCUCUUUUUUUUUUUUGAGGAUUCCACGAUCCAAAGGCGGCAAAGAUUUUCUACUCGCUAAGCUUUUCCAACGUGGAUCAUGGAUUUUAUUUUCGAGAUCCUAAUACUCGGGGCAAUGCUUGUGUUUUUAUGUGAUAAGCUGAAUUUUUCGUUUCGAGAAGCGUUCGAAAACGUCGCGAAAAUACGUAUCAGGCAGUUUUUUGAAUCCAUGAUUUGAGCAUGAUAUAGACUUAACCAUCGCGAAGAAAGUCGAAGUCAACAUUUACGCGUGCGUUUGAUAAUUUUAAAGAAAAAAAAAGCCUGAGAGGAUUUAAGAAGAUUUUUGUUGAAAGCGAAACGACGAAAGCAAUUUGUGAGCUGCAAAAAGUCUCUCAUCAGCGAAGGCAAAAGUACCUUUUUUUUUGCGCGAAAUCUGGAGGAGAAAAUAUCAGUCUUCACGCAUUGUCGCACGAGUGAUUUUUCCAGCGAGCUCGGUAAUUAUUGAAUGUGUUUUAUUUUCUCGCCGUUUUCAUUGAAGAAAACAAAAUUAGUGGCAAUGAAGAUUUGAGGGAAAAUGCUUACGAA